CCGGCCCACAUCCUCCUCCACCCCCGGCCCCCCAAAUCCCAGUCUCCAGCCUCUAGCGAAGGAGAAUGCUUGAACAGGUGGGUUCACUGGGCAGAUAGCUAGCAGACGAAAUAUGGACAAAAAUACGAACAUAAAGAGGAAGGGCAUCGCUGAAAAUGCCAGAGCUGAAACAAAUUAAGUCAUUUCAAGCUGAUCUAUAACAUGCAUGAAGAUACAGUAGGCCUUUCAUAUUGCGAGCACUAGCAGCAGCACUGCCGGCGCUAACGACGCUGCCUUUAAUUCUGAUGAUUGAUUGACGGAGUUGCACAAAGGAGAGAUGCUGAGAAUCCAGUAAGCUUGACCCUCAUCAGUGACACCCAUGCCUCCAUCCCCACCUCGUUCUUCCACCCCGAAGUGACAGACGCUACCCUCUCUCUCCAUCCCUCAGUGCCCUUCACUCCAUCACCCUCACCUCCUUCCUCCACCCUGGCCAGAAGAUAUGUUACCCCACUUUUUAUUUAUUUAUUUAUUUAUUGUUCAUAGACACCAAUACCCUAGCACUAGUACAAAGGUGUAGAAUAGCUCUGCCUGGUGUUUAUUUAAAGGUUUCUAAUUUAUUAUAGACCAACAAUACCUAAGAGUAACUGUACCAUUACAGAAGCAGAAACAUUUGAUAUUUGUGCUUACUAUUUAUAUUUAUUGCUAGUAGGGCAGGUCUGGCUAUUCAUGGGUUGAUUGCAGUGAGCUGGUCUGUGUAAAAAAAAAAAGUCCUGGCACAUUUUUUAAUCUCAGUUUGACCGAGAAGCUCCAGAACAGCUACUAAAUUGGCCUUGUGGUGAGAUUGUUUCCAUUUCUCCCUCACAAUAAACUUACAGUACAAGAUUAAAGCUUUCUUAUAACUUUAAGAUUUAUACCUGAUCUUUAUACAUGUAAAUAUCAGUAUUAUAUAUAUGGUUUCUACUGAAUAUUGUCCAGCUUGUGUUCAUAAAACAAGAUAUCUAUACUGCAUCAGUACAAGAACUCACUCAAGUACACCUGCCCAUACCAAAAAAUACUUGAAUACAGUACACUAAACAGGAUAUUGUUAUAGUAUAUUGCAAUUUGUGAUUAUGUUUGUGCUCUUUGUGUCUGUACCUUGAAAACAAUUCCACUCACCUUUUAGCACCUUGCUCUUUCUUUAAAUUACAAAGUAAACUAUGUGUAUACCCAUGUAAAAAUGGCAGAUAAAUUCACUUGAGCAUGAACAAAAAUACAGCAUAAACAGAAGGUAUGAGGGAGUAAAGUAUAGGAUUUUGAAAUUUGUCAUGUGGAGAGCUAUAUGUUACUGGUUACCCUGGGGUGUAUGAAUAAUUUCUUUCGCCCAGCUGUUACUUGACACCACACGGUGAGCAAAGGACAAGCAGGCGCUCAAGGGAUAAAGUCUUUACCAUAGCUGGUGUUUUUGACUGGAACAUCUACAGUUCUCACACGUUAGAUAUAAGAUAGUGACCUUGUAAUUUUUACUUCAGGAUGCAUCUUACAGAGACUGCUAUACAUUUUUGGAAAUCAUGCUUAGGAAGUGACUCUGUGCUGCAGCCAUUGUGGGACUGCAUGAGGCUCAACUACACCGACUAUUUGAGAUCUCCACUUUUUCCUGUUGUUCUGACUGUGUCUUCAUACUUUGUCUUCAGCUUUCCGUUUCUUAUUUGUGACAUCGUGGGGGACAAGUGGGCAUGGGUCCAGCAAUUUAAGAUCCAACCUAGCCAUCGGCCAACGGCCUCUAAGCUGCUGCACUGUGCAGGUAUCACCUUGUACAACCAUGUGUUCUUUGUGCUCCCAGCAUCAGUGGCCCAGUGGGCAUGGAGGCCACCUGUGGACCUGCCGGAUCAGGCUCCAUCCCUGCUGGAGCUGAUUAUUGGAGUGGUAAGCAAUCUCCUACUCUUUGACUUCCAGUAUUUCAUUUGGCACCUGCUCCAUCACAGGAUCCGCUGGCUGUAUGUCACUUUCCACGCCAUCCAUCAUAAGUAUUCAGCUCCCUUUGCACUUGCCACUCAGUGUCUUGGUGGCUGGGAGCUGGUGACAGUCGGCUGUUGGACCACCCUGAAUCCUAUGAUCCUGAGGUGCCAUCUUCUCACUACAUGGGUCUUCAUGGUGUUGCACGUCUAUGUUUCGAUUGAGGAUCACUGUGGGUAUGACUUCCCCUGGUCCACUUCCCGUCUGAUUCCGCUUGGCAUCUACGGAGGGCCCAGCAAGCAUGAUGUGCACCAUCAGAAACCCAACACCAACUUUGCACCACAUUUCAGCCACUGGGACAAAAUAUUUGGCACACAUGCUGAUUUCAGCUUCUGUACUGCUAUGAAAUAGAAGUCGGUUACAUUGUAGUUGCAAGCAGUUGUAGAAACCUGUAUUUUUAUGCAUCUGUAUUUGUUUUUUGCAAAUUAUGUGGAUAUUAAAAUGAGCAGUGGUGGCAGUUGAAAAGAAAUCAACAUUUUCCUUUAAUGGAGUUGUGUUACUGUAUUGUACUUGAAAAAUAACACUGUCAAAAUGUGUUACAGUUUCUUAUAUCUUCAGUGACGUUGAGCAGAUCUGUUAAUCAUAUCUCAAAAGUCAUUUGAACUUUAAGCACAAUAUAAUAAAAUUA
Messenger RNA from Monopterus albus (swamp eel), 2599 nucleotides. RefSeq names its product cholesterol 25-hydroxylase like 1, tandem duplicate 2 (gene ch25hl1.2). Gene Ontology annotation, molecular function: iron ion binding; oxidoreductase activity. Gene Ontology annotation, biological process: lipid biosynthetic process. The record is from RefSeq and is a predicted model, not a curated record. The transcript is spliced from 2 exons. NCBI's taxonomy places the organism in Eukaryota, Metazoa, Chordata, Actinopteri, Synbranchiformes, Synbranchidae. Bases 1489 to 2322 code for a protein of 277 amino acids.